This is a messenger RNA of Sarcophilus harrisii (Tasmanian devil), 5146 nucleotides long. It is a transcript of the gene SNORC, whose product is annotated as secondary ossification center associated regulator of chondrocyte maturation. The record is from RefSeq and is a predicted model, not a curated record. Gene Ontology annotation, cellular component: cell periphery. Gene Ontology annotation, biological process: cartilage development. NCBI's taxonomy places the organism in Eukaryota, Metazoa, Chordata, Mammalia, Dasyuromorphia, Dasyuridae. Bases 2883 to 3248 code for a protein of 121 amino acids. The transcript has 3 exons.
AUUGGAAAUGUUUGACCAAACAAACAUCUUCACUCCUGUGAGUGUACCCCUACCUCUAGCCUCUCCUAUUCCAGCGUGUACUCACCCAAGAAAGUCUGAAACUUGACUCCCCCAUCUCUCCUUUUUGUAACAGAUGAAAAAUUAGGAAACAAACGUGGUUCUUCAGUAAUGAGUCACUCAACUCAUCAGACACUUUAUUUCCACUCUUGAAAACAAGCGAACUCACUUGUACCUGAAAAGCCUUCUAGCAGACAUUGGAGAAAGACCACUCUGACCUUGGACUGUUCAGCCUCUCAUCUGCUCAUGUCUGUCUUUCUGUUUGUCUGGAACAACCCCCGCCCUCCAGCUCACAGCGUCUGUAAUUAUGCUCUCCCGGGGGACGCUCGCUUUGUGAGCUCAAACGUACUCUCCGUUUCCAUUUUAUAUUCUGUCGUCUUCUUUGCUGUUUGUCCCGGGGUGUUUUUAAUGGAAAAACUUCCCAUGCAACUCUCAGAAAUCCUAAGACCUGGGCUGGAAGGGACCUCAGGGGGCCAUUGAGUCCAGCCCUUUGCAGAUGAAGAAGCAGGAUCAGAGGUCCCGGGCCUGGCUCAGUGUCCCAUUAGAGACUAAAGCAGGAGGCCCGGGAUUUGGACGUGGGUCCUGGGACUCCAAGGCCAGCUCUCCGUGUACUCCACACCACGCUGCCUUUGCCAUGGCAUGGGCGGAAAGGCGUCUAUUCGGCUCAGUCGAGGAGCUUCAUUCACUGUAAGCUAAUGAGUUUUCUACUUGAGUACAGUUAGGGAUGUUUCAGGGUUGUUCUUACAAUUUGUUUUCAUUUCAAGGAAAUCAUUGUUAAUUUAUGCAUCGUUUGACCUACCUUGCAAUGUAUUCUAACCUGGUGAGAAAUGGACAUAUUUAUUUUUGUACAAAGCGCCUCUCUGCUGUUGAGUUAAUAAAAGUACAAAACCCACUGUGUGUGGAAUCUGUAGUGAGACCAGCUCUGCUGCCCCAGGAGAAAGGACGAGCAGACUCGCUCGUUCCAGGCGCAGUAAGUAAGAACAGAGGAUUUACUUGGGCCUUCAGGUCGGGAACGGUUUUCAGAUUUAAGAACGGGGUCGCGGUCACUUCUCUAAGUUGGGAACCUCAAACCGAUAAUUUCUUGGCAGAAGCAACGAAGACCCAUGUUCUUCUCCAAGGCUUGAGCAGAAUCACUGAGCUACAGAAGCCCCGGGUGGCGGUCACGGUCUUGGCCAGAGGGUCUCUUCGGCCCAAUCAGCUAGUCCUGGGCUUGCUCAUGCUACCGAUCACAAAAGUGAUCCUUUCCUCUGAAGGGGAACCACCGAGGGGAGGGAGUGUCUCAGCUUUGGCGUAACCCGGGCAGGCUUGGGAAAGCUAAGGAAUAUCACACUGUUAGAAAAAGGUUUUUUCGGGCAGUUGUUGGAGUGUUUUCUGACAUGAAGAUGACUCGGCUGAAUGGAAGUUCUAGGUCUGUUGGGGUCCCCAGGAUUCAAUUCAGUUAAACUCAAGUACCUGGUUAGCAGUAACUCUCGCGAGUGCUGGGCAAACUAUGGUUUUACUGGUGUGGUGGACUCCUGGCCAAAGGCAGAGUCGAGGCCCUAGUCUGUCCAGAAAAGCACAUUGUCUUUAGUAAGUUAAUGCAAACCCCGCAAGGAGGAAUUUCCAGGAGAGGACACUAGCCGGGCUUGGAAGGGUCGCCUCCGGAAGGUGGCCAUGCUUUGGAGGUGGAUAGAGGUUUGUCAGACCAGUCCUUGGGUCCUGAUGUCGGGUUGUGAGGGGCGGGACUGCAGGGAAGAGGGAGCUCGGGCCUUUGAGGACCCUUGUGGGAGAUAAGGAGACAGCGACAGGCGUGUUAAGGGGAGUAGCAGUGGUUGGACUGGGGCAGGAAUAAAGGAAAUCUCUAAGUCGCUCAUCCAGAGGACGAAUUCUAGAGCUCAGACUAGGCGCUGCAUGUGACUCCCAUAAGCAACGCUGUGGCCAUGCCGACAGUUGUGUGCUGGGCAGGAGUGCCAGAAGCUGAUCCGGCGCUGGAUCCGGCUGUGGGAGCCGGCGGUUCUCCCGCAGAGGUCCUACGUGGUGCAGAAUGUGGAUUAGGGAAGUCAGUGGGGUGCUGUGGGACAGAGGAUGGGGGUGAGAGCUACCCCCUGGACCUCUGCAGUCGAGUCAUUCGCCUUUCCUGGGCUUCCUUCAAAGGAAGGAGCUGGGACACCAUGUCUCCCAGGCCCCUUCCAUCUUCAUACCUGAGACCCAAGCAGAGUAGUGUGGAAUAAAAUGCCAAAGACUGAUCGCGGUCAAGGAUGGGGUAAAGUCGUGCUGAGGUGACGUAGUUAAGAAUCAGAACCAGGAAUUUUAACCCGGUCUGGUGCUUGGUCCCCGUCUCCCUGCCUCUUCAGGCCACUUUGGAGAUGGGACUGGGGAGAUGGGGAAAGUCAGAGGUUCUCAUCUAUUCAACUGGAUUAGCAGGAGCUCUCCCCAGAGGCAAAGCAAUAAUAGACAUAGUAUCCCCUGGGAUUCCAGGACUUCUGAAUUGAUCACUUUGUGAAAGUUUUUUCAUCAAAAUGACUCAACUGGCUUGGAGCUCAAGGAGUGAGUGUGUGUGUCUGUGUUUGUGUGUGUGUGAGUUUUUCCUCCCCCCUUUUAAUAUCCCAAGGGUGGAGCUGCUCCCUGGCUCCAAGAACACGGGUUUUCUUGGUCAGUCAGUCAGGGAGCGGGUCUGUUGAGGGUGUCUGCACUGUGUGUGUGCGCAUGUGUGUUCUCUGAGCAGGGCAGUGGUGAGCCAAUUGGACAGAGUUUGCAUUGAAGCAAACUCUUCGAGCUUCCUUACGCUUUCUUCCCCCUGCCCUGAAGUCCAAGCCAGACCAGCCCCGUGCAGAAGAGGGAGAAGGAUGGCUCAGUCCAGGAUGGCUUGCCUGCUCCUCUUCAUGCUGUCAGGAGCCUUUGUCCCUGCUGUUCUCACAGCAGAGUAUCCCCAAGGCCCUGUGCCCACCCUGUGGAACGACCCGGGGGAGCUGCCAUCGGGAGUGGGCCCCUUCGAAAGCACCACCCACUCCCACGCCUCCGACGCCACAGACCUCCCCGUCUACACCUCCGAGUACGAGCCGGAGGACACCACCCAUCUGCACCGGCUGGACAACGAGACUGGGUCCUUGGGCCCCGGAGCCAUCGCUGCCAUCGUGAUCGCCGCCCUGCUGGGCACCUCCGUGGUCCUGGCAUUGAUCGUCAUCACUCUGCGAAAAUUCUCCACAUCCUGAAUGAAAUAAAAAGGGUCUUGUUUUUCCUAACAUCUGGAUUUGGCUAAGCUCACUUGGCACAGCCCUAUCUUCUGUGCUCAACUGUCUCCUCUUCCUCCUCCUCUGCUGCUCCCUGGAACCCGAGAUAAGGAAAGGCCCAAAGGCCCUUUACCAAGAUUCUUAGUUGCCUCCUGCUGGUCCCAGUAGUCCCAGGGUGAGAGAUUGGCCCCAUAGAGCAUCCUGGGGUCCUCAAGCUUGCCCGGGGUGAAGGGUAGACUUAGAAUGGGCGACCCUUUGGUGGUAGGAUUGUUUCUUACAUGCGGCUCUUCUUGGCUUUGGCCUAGAACAAGAAUCCUUACCUAGAGAGUUCAGGGGGACUCAUGACCUUGGAUGGGGGAAAACUGAAAUUGAGCAUUUUAUUCCGAGAAAGGGUCCAUGGCCUUCACUAGAUAUAUUGGGGUCCUGGACACAAGGAUGAAGCAGCUUUGAGUGAAAGGCUGGAUUAUUGUGGGGGUGUGGGGGAGACACAGAAGCCUUGUUUCUUGUUUCAGCUGCCAAAAAGCCACUUGUUCUGCCCUAACUUGUCCUGCUUCCUUUUUCACUCACCUGAGAGAUCACAACCUCGGGAUUUCCCCCCAAAAGUCCCUUUCAAAAGGGAGCAGAAAGGCAAGAUAGAAAAUACGAUAAUUCUUAAUAAUUCUGAGCCCGUCUCCUGUUAGCCUCAAAUUGUGUUCAUUGAUGUGAUAACCCAUAAUCAUUGGCCUGGCCUGUCAAAAAGGAAGCCAUAUUUGGCUGGCCGCGCCCUCUUGUGAGACUGCAGUCUGGGACGGAGACGGAGGGAAAUGGGCUUUUUCUCUGAGACAUGGUCUGAAGCCGGGGGGUUAGUUUUUCCCCUUCUGGUGUCACCGACUCCUCUGUCGGUGGAGGGUUUUCGCAUGCGUGGGGUGACAAAGGAGCCUAAUUCUGUGGAGAUACAGUGAUAACGCUAUUUUAUAAAAAUGGCAGAGCCCCAGAUAAGAGUCCCUGACCGGCUUCCACCCCAGUUCCCGCAGGCAGAGCUCCAGCUGGAAAACCUGACUGCCAGAGCACGUUUUCCAGAGUAGACCCUCAUCCAAAGUGACUCCCCCAGCUUCUUGUUUAGCCUGGCAUUCUCAGUUCUUGCCGGUUGCGUCCUGAGCUCAGUUGUCCGGGCAUUCCUUCAGCCUAAGUAUCAUCUGUGCCCUCUAAAUUGUAGCACCGUGGAGGGAAACCUUGCUUACUGAGCUCUGCCUUCGGCCGGACCCAUAUUUCCCAAGCAAAACUGUCAAGGAAAAACUCCUGCCCCAGAGGGGAAUGGGCUGCCUGGGAGGAGGCCCUGGAGGUGAGGGAUGAUGUGGGUUAGGCUAGGUGGCCCUGGUAAAUCUGAGAGUCCAUGAUUGGGGGGACCUGCCAUCAAAAAGAAUCUUAGAGAGCAUCUUGUCCCCUUGUUCACUUUGGAAAGGGAGCAGUGCCUCCAGAGGUAAUGUCUGCUUCCCUUACUCAGCCUCUGCAAUAUCCCUCUGGCUCCCAGUAGGAAGAAUGCAACUCCCAGCAUGCUUCAGGCUCUGGCUGGACUCAAAACCCAUUCCCUCCUCAGCAGUUUUCUCCUGAAUCUGGAUAAGAGGAGGCUCCUUCAGAGGGGAGCAAAAAACCUAAGAGACACAUGUCUGGGGGAUUCACCUGGAUUUCCCACCCAGGUAUAAUGACAAGAAAAAGGAGACUUUUGCUUUUGUUUUUCAAAAUUUGAUUCUGUUUUCUUCAUAUACCUCAGGUGGCCUGAUUUUUAAAAGAUCUGGGAACAUUUCCAUUGAGUUUAAAUAAUAGGGUGGCAUGAUGGGUUUGGAGCCGGAGGAGCUGGGUUCAAAUCCUGUCAUAUGCAAACCUAUGUGAUCUUGGACAAG